This is a messenger RNA of Centropristis striata (black sea bass), 1453 nucleotides long. RefSeq names its product TAF11 RNA polymerase II, TATA box binding protein (TBP)-associated factor (gene taf11). The record is from RefSeq and is a predicted model, not a curated record. The coding region runs from base 287 to 910 and encodes 207 amino acids. Gene Ontology annotation, biological process: RNA polymerase II preinitiation complex assembly; transcription initiation at RNA polymerase II promoter. Gene Ontology annotation, molecular function: protein heterodimerization activity; transcription coactivator activity. The transcript is spliced from 6 exons. NCBI's taxonomy places the organism in Eukaryota, Metazoa, Chordata, Actinopteri, Perciformes, Serranidae. Gene Ontology annotation, cellular component: nucleus; transcription factor TFIID complex.
ACGGAAACUAUGCUACACGGAAGUAGCAUAACGGGGAAAACUAGCAUCCCGAGCAUACCAUUACUCUGUGAACUGGAUAGUUGUUUGAAUUUAAUUAAUUGUAAUCUUUAGUAAAUGCGGUAAAAAUCAGUGUUAUGUGUUAGCGUCACUGAUAACUAGCGUCAAGUAACUACAAAGCUAACGUUAGCCUAGCUCCACCGUUAGCUUGACCAUUGCUGCUGUUUUGUUGACGCCUAGCUGCAGAGAAGAAUCUGAAGCUGCCAGUCCUUGGAGGGACUGAGUGAUUAUGGCCGACCCUGCACGGAUCAAGCCUGAGGUUUCACCUGACAAAGCAACUUCUGCUAAGGAGGAGCAACAUAAAUCAGAGGACGCUGAAGAUGUAACGUUACAUGACACAGCAAAACCUGCAGAUGAAAACAAAGAGUCAUCCUCGCAAGAUCAGCCCAAGCAGGAGGUGAAAUCUGACAUGGCAGCUGGGGACGAUGAAGAGGAAGGAACCUCUGGCCAGCCGGCUUCCAAAAGACUGAAGGUGGAACCAGAAAAGAAAAAGGAGAAGCGCCAAAAAGUUGAUGAGGAUGAAAUACAAAAGAUGCAAGUUUUGGUGUCAUCAUUUUCUGAAGAGCAGCUCAAUCGCUAUGAGAUGUACAGACGUUCGGCCUUCCCAAAGGCAGCAAUUAAGAGGCUUAUCCAAUCCAUAACCGGAUCAUCAGUGUCCCAGAAUGUGGUGAUUGCCAUGUCUGGUAUUUCUAAGGUUUUUGCCGGGGAAAUCGUUGAAGAGGCAUUGGACGUUUGUGAGAAGUGGGGAGAUACGCCACCGCUUCAGCCCAAGCAUAUGAGGGAGGCUGUGAGGAGAUUAAAGAGCAGAGAUCAGAUUCCAAACACCAAGUUCAAGCAAAUUCUCUUUCACUGAGGACCUUGUGCUUUAGAUUGUAUGGGGAGCAUACCUGUGAUAAAAGUGGGUCAGUAGCUUCUGGGAAACUUCAUGAUGCUUCUGUAGCAACACUGCAGCCUACUAGACACUGAUUAGUCUCGACUAACUAACGAAGACUGGUCAAUACAAACACGAUUAAAAGGGUCUAUCACAUCAAGGCACCUGUCAAAUAAACUUCACUCUGACUUGCCAUUCAAUUUACUGUAAAGGCAAACACAUUGAUGUAACAUACUGUGCAAAUGGUGUGAAAUUAUAUUCAUGCAUUAUAGUUGUAAAUACAGUGUUUCUAUAUUAUUGUUUUGUUCUUGUGCCUCAAUUAUUUUAAACAACUUGUGAGCUUUGGAAAAGGACUGUUUUGUUUUUUUUGUUGGUAAAAUGCUGCGAUGCCUUCAAGCUCUAAAAGUUAAAUUACAAAAGUGUUUGUUUUAACCAUACAUGCACACAUUGUUUUUCAUUUUGAUUUCUGAUUGACAUUUCAAAAAAUGUUUUAAUCCUUUUUUCAAAUUAAAAAACUAAGGAGUA